AUGGGUCAAGAGGCCCUGGUGUUUGGCUGGGCUAUGGUGGGGAUCCUGGCACUACAGAACCUGGCAGUGGCCAAGCCUUCACAAGGGUCUCUGGGCAGUAAGGCCAGGGUGUUUGCUGACCUGAGCACUGAGGAGCUGAAGGCUGUGCACACCUUCCUUUGGUCCCAGAGGCAACUGGCACUGAAGCCCGCCAAAGCCUUAACCAUAGCCAAGAAUUCCAUAUUCCUCAUUGAGACUCUGCUGCCCAAGAAACAACGUGUGCUGAAAUUUUUGGACAAUGAUGAAAAGCAUCCUGUUAGGGAAGCCCGUGCUGUCAUCUUCUUCGGAGCCCAGGAGAAGCCUAACAUUACUGAGUUUGCAGUGGGACCCCUGCCACGACCUUACUAUAUGCGAGUACUGGCCCCCAGGCCUGGUCAUCACCCAACAUGGGCAUCCAGGCCAAUCUCCACUGCUGAGUAUGUCCUCCUGAACCGCAUCCUGCAAGAAGCCACCAAGCCUCUGCACCAGUUCUUUCUCAAAACCACUGGCUUCUCCAUCCAAGAUUGCCGAGACAGAUGCCUGACCUUUACCGACGUGGCUCCCCGGGGCCUGGCUUCUGGCCAGCGCAGAACCUGGCUUAUCCUGCAGCGAUAUGUGGAAGGCUAUUUCUUGCAUCCCACUGGCCUGGAGCUCCUUGUGGACCACAGCAGCACAGAUGUCCACGACUGGGUGGUGGAGCAGGUCUGGUACAAUGGGAAGUUCUACAGUAGUCCAAAAGAACUGGCCCGCAAGUAUGGUGAUGGAGAGGUAGAUGUGGUGGUUUUGGAGGACCUACCACCCCCAGGCAGUGAGGAGGCCCCACUCUUCUCCUCCUACAAGCCCCGAGGGGCCUUCCCCACACCUAUAACAGUGAAUGGACCCCGCCUGGUCCAGCCCCAAGGCCUCCGCUACCAGCUAGAAGGCAAUGCUGUGCUCUAUGGAGGCUGGAGCUUCGCCUUCCGGCUGCGGUCCUCCUCAGGACUGCAGGUCCUGGACCUGCGCUUCGGAGGAGAGCGUGUCGCCUACGAGGUGAGCGUGCAGGAGGCAGUGGCCCUGUAUGGAGGACACACGCCAGCUGGCAUGCAAACCAAGUACAUGGAUGUGGGCUGGGGACUGGGCAGCGUCACACAUGAGCUAGCUUCUGGCAUCGACUGCCCAGACACUGCCACCUUCCUGGAUGCCCUCCACUAUUAUGAUGCCGAUGGCCCUGUGCACUACCCCCAAGCCCUCUGUCUCUUUGAGAUGCCCAUAGGGGUGCCCCUUCGGAGGCACUUUAAUUCCAACUUCAAUGGAGGAUUCAACUUCUAUGCAGGGCUGAAGGGCCAAGUACUGGUGCUGCGAAGCAUUUCCACCGUCUACAAUUAUGAUUACAUUUGGGACUUCAUCUUCUACCCCAAUGGAAUAAUGGAAGCCAAGAUGCAUGCCACUGGCUAUGUACAUGCCACCUUCUACACGCCCGAGGGGUUGCAUUAUGGCACACGCCUGCACACUCACCUGAUUGGCAACAUGCACACCCACCUGGUACAUUACCGCAUCGACCUGGAUGUUGCAGGCACCAAAAAUAGUUUCCAGACAAUGAAGAUGAAGCUAGAAAAUAUCACUAAUCCCUGGAGCCCUGGAUACCACCUGGUGCAGCCCACUCUGGAGCAGACGCAGCUCCACCGUGAGCGCCAGGCUGCCUUUUGUUUCCAUCAGGCCCUGCCCAAGUACCUGCUCUUCACCAGCCCCAAGGAGAACCCUUGGGGCCACAAGCGCAGCUACCGUGUGCAGAUUCAUUCCAUGGCUGACCAAGUGCUGCCCCCUGGCUUGCAGGAGGAGCGGGCUAUCACCUGGGCAAGGUACCCCCUGGCAGUGACUAAGUACCGGGAGUCAGAGCUGUGCAGCAGUAGCAUCUACAACCAGAAUGAUCCCUGGGACCCACCUGUGGUCUUUGAGGAAUUUCUUCAAAACAAUGAGAACAUUGAAAAUGAGGACCUAGUGGCCUGGGUGACAGUAGGUUUCCUCCACAUCCCACACUCAGAGGACAUCCCCAACACAGCUACACCUGGAAACUCUGUGGGAUUCCUGUUGCGGCCUUUCAACUUCUUUCCAGAGGAUCCCUCCUUGGCGUCAAAAGACACUGUGAUUGUGUGGUCCCAGGACAGAGGUCUCAAUCAUGUCCAGCGCUGGGUUCCAGAGGAGUCAGGUGGUUGCUGGAUGUCUCCCUCUUUUAGCUACAAUGGAACCUACAGGUCUGUGUGA
Molecule: messenger RNA, 2259 nt
Organism: Orycteropus afer afer
Lineage: Eukaryota; Metazoa; Chordata; Mammalia; Tubulidentata; Orycteropodidae
Gene: AOC1
Product: amine oxidase copper containing 1
Exons: 4
Coding region: 1-2259 (752 amino acids)
Biological process (GO): amine metabolic process; response to antibiotic
Cellular component (GO): plasma membrane
Molecular function (GO): copper ion binding; primary methylamine oxidase activity; diamine oxidase activity
Source: RefSeq, a predicted model, not a curated record